GUUGCAGCUUCCACUGAAGUAUUGCUGUUGCCUCAGGAGGCAAUAAAUUCAGUUCUUAUCAAUAUCAGUGUGCAGCAGAUACAGUGUCAGAAGACUUCCAACUUGCAGUAUUCUUCUCAUGCUUUCCAGUCAACAUGUCACCCAAAAGAAGUUCAAGAUGCCAGCUGCUAGUACAUGUAGCUGUGGGGUUCACCAUUCUGUAUACAAAGGACCUACAUGCAGAUGCUCAACCUGAACCUUCUGCCCCCCCUCCAACCAUGCCUCUACCCACUACAAUUAUCACGCAACCACCACCACCAUCAUCACCAACACCACAAUCACACUCUGGUAAACCCACAAAGACGAAUUGGGCCACUGAUGGUGAAAAGGACAGAUUACUUCAAUGGUUGGUUGAUGGAUGUUGGAGUGAAACCCAUUUAACAUGUCUAAAUGUCACGGAACCUGAAGAUGUUGAGUAUGAAGGCUAUGACGGAUUUUACAACAACCUUGCUCGGCCUGACUUGGGUGCUGUCGAUACUCCUCUGCUACGACGCUGGCCAGCAGCAUAUAAGGAUGGUGUGUAUGAACCUUCAGGUCAUGAUCGACCUAACCCACUGGAUCUCAGUGAACAACUACUGAAAGGAACAAUUGGUACUCAGUCAUCAACUGGAAAAACUGCACUACUUGUAUUCUUUGGUCAACAAGUGGUUGAGGAGAUCUUGGAUGCACAAAGAGCUGCAUGUCCUCCAGAAUACUUCAACAUAAAAAUACCAGAAUAUCAUUCAUACUACAAAAAUAAACCGAAUCACUCUGAAAUACCACUGUUGAGAACACGCUAUGAUAUGCGCACAGGGUUCUCACCGAACAAUCCUCGUCAGCAGUUGAAUGAGAUUACACCAUGGCUUGAUGGUGGUCUUAUCUAUGGAACAACCAAAGCUUGGUCUGAUCACCUACGGCUGUAUGCAAAUGGAACACUGGCUCCUCAUGGUCUACUGGCAAGUUCACAUAAUGGACUAUUUCCAGACUACAACAAAAUGAGGCUUCCCAUGGCCAAUCCACCACCCCCAGUUUAUCACAGCGAGUUUAGCGAGAAGCACGAAAUCCACAAAGUUGAAAGAUUUUUUAAACUGGGAAAUCCUCGUGGUAAUGAGAACCCGUUCCUAUUGACAUUUGGUAUUCUCUGGUUUCGUUGGCAUAACCACAUAGCCCACUAUCUACACAAAACACACCCUAAAUGGAAUGGUGAAAAGAUAUACAAUGAAGCGAGAAAGUGGGUCAUUGCUAGUCAACAGCAUAUUGUGAUAAACCAGUGGUUGCCAGAAUGGCUAGGGAAAAGACUGGAUGAUUAUAAAGGUUAUGAUCCAAGUAUUGAUCCACAGAUAGAUCAAUUCUUUCAAGCAGCAGCUUUCAGAUUUGGACAUACACUUGUACCACCAGGUGUAUAUGUAAGAAAUUAUGCCAAAGAUGGCUGUGAGCUAGUAAAAGCCCUCAGUAAGAAAGACAAGAUUAAAGAUCUGAUUCUUAAUGGCACUAUCCGUACUUGCAACAGUUUCUGGAGACCUCAGGAUUUUAUCCAAGCUAACACAACAGAAGGAAAAUUCAUUGACAUUGAUCGUUUACUGAUGGGAAUGGCCUUCCAGUUAUGUGAAAAAGAAGAUCAUCAAAUAGUUGAAGAUCUACGAGGACGAGUGUUUGGGCCAUUAGAAUUUUCAAGACGAGACCUAAUGGCAAUCAAUAUUCAAAGAGGUCGUGACCAUGGUCUUCCAGAUUACAAUACUGCUCGCCAAGCCUUUGGCUUGAAAAGAAGAGAAGACCUGAAUGACUUUAAAAAUGUAGAUGCAAAGAUUAAAGCAGCAUUUAUAAACUUACAUAAGAACAAAAUGAAUAAUGUAGAUGUGUGGGUAGGUGGUAUUUUGGAAACUGAUAAAGGUCCAGGAGAACUUUUCACUGAAAUAAUUAAAGAUCAAUUUACCAGAAUACGAGAUGGUGAUCGCUUCUGGUACAAAAACAUGAAUAACAGACUAUUUACUGAAGACCAAAUCAGUCGCCUGGAACAACUAUCAGUAUAUGAUAUAAUACUGUCAGUAACUGAAAUGAAUUAUGAUGACAUUCAAACCAACCCAUUUGCAGCACCUUCUCUAGAUAAUGGCUACAAUGACCUGAAUGAGAUGUGCCAAAAACAAUUACAUAAUAGCACGUGUGUGGGACAAAAUGAUUUCACGGAAUUUAACUGUUACCACCUUCCACAAAUCAACAUAAAUAAUGUGGAAGACUGUACUGAACCAGAAAGAUAUGAUUACUUCUCCAACAGUGGAACGUCAUUCAUUCUCACAUUUACUGGAGUUGGAGUACUCAUUCUUGGUUUUGUGGGUAUACUUUCCAUUCUUGCUAGGCAGAAGAAAAGGAAACAUCAAGAAAAGAUGUCGAGAAUCGCUGGAAAAGUACGGGAAUCAUUCCACAAAGGAAAGAAAUCUCUCAUUCCAUACUCAGCAUCAGAAUGGGUGGACCGGAAGUCUCCAUUGCGACCUGUGGUUGUGGUGCUGGAUCCAGAAACCAAGAAAGUACAUGUGCGAAACCAACUUGGUCAUUUGCUACGAGCCAUGGAUCUCACACACAGCCAACUAAUUGAUGUUUACAUAAUCAAUGAUGGAGUACAUCUAAUGCUUCGUGUCAACAACUAUUAUGAUCUGGUACUGAAAUUUGAAAGUGAAUACCUCUGUCAGAAUUUCCUUCAAGGUUUUGAACAAUUUAUUCAGCAAGUAGGCAUUAGAAGAGGACGCAUAAACAUGGCUCUACACCCAGCUCUCCGUCAGGCUGUUACACGCAAAGACAGGCAGAAGAGGCUUGAGAUGUUCUUUAGAGUUGUGUUCUCUCAGGCAUUCAAGAUUUCACAUUCAGAAGACGAACUACUGAAACUGGAUUCCGAAGCUGCCCGUGAAAUAAUCUACACCGAGCUCACUAUGAAUGAGUUUGCAGAAGCACUGAGCAUGCCAGCUGAAUCACAAUUUGUUCGCAAGAUGUUUUCACUAGUUGACAAGGACAAAAGUGGAUUUAUAUCAUUCAGGGAAUUUGUAGACAUGCUCAUCAUAUUUGCAAAAGGCACUGCUGAUGCCAAAGCUAAGCUAAUGUUUGAUAUGUAUGAUAUCAACGCUACAGGCCAACUGACUCUACAAGACUUCAAAAAUAUGAUAACCUCCCUGAUGGAGACUGUGAGUGCUGAUGUUGAACAACGUGACCUAGAAACAGCAAUCAACACAACCUUGGUAGCAGCAGGACUUGCAAAUAAGGAUGUGAUAACUGUAGAGGAUUUUCAACAACUUCUUUCAAACAACAAAGGAAGGUUAGGCAUUGACCAAUUAAACCUCACUGGUAUUCCAACACUACAACAGCAAGAGCAGUGUUCUGCGUCCUACAGAAGAACCUUUAUCGAUCAAGCACGUUUCACUGCAUUCAGUAUAUACAGGAAUAUAAAGGAAUUAACAUCUGAAACAGAAACCGAAUGUAACACAGACGAAGUUCACAGGGAAGUGGAAAAUGAUCCCAGAAUAGAUAAUGAUCAAGAGGAGGCUCUUAAAAAAAGAAAAGAGGAACCCAUCCACAGCACUUUUUGGAUAUCUGUAAGACGGAUUACUGAGAAUUAUUCGAGAGAGAUUUUUUGGCUGGCACUUUACACUCUUAUACUUCUGGCGAUAUUUGCAGAAAGAGCAUACUAUUAUUCUGUGGAGCGUGAACACUCAGGCCUCCGACAGAUCGCUGGUUAUGGUGUAACAGUUACUCGAGGAGCAGCUUCUGCCAUGAUGUUUACUUACUCAUCCCUACUAAUCACUAUGUGUCGCAACACCAUCACCAUGCUUCGAGAUACAUUUUUACACAUCUAUAUCCCAUUUGAUUCAGCAGUAUCAUUCCACAAAUAUGUUGCAAUAUGGGCUCUUAUAUUCACUGUGAUACACUGUAUUGGCCAUGGAUUCAAUUUCUACAGCAUUUCUACUCAAACUUCUGAUGAUCUAACAUGUCUGUUCCGGAACUUCUUUCAUGCAACACAUGAAAUACCAAAGUUCCACUACUGGUGCUGGCAAACAAUUACUGGAGUGACUGGUAUACUUCUCACCCUCCUAACAGCACUUAUAUUCAUUUUCACCUUGCCAUUCGCACGUCGGAAGCUGUACAAUGCAUUCUGGUUCACUCAUUCUCUCUACCCAGUUUUCUACCUCCUCAUGAUCUUACAUGGAUCAGGACGCCUUAUACAGCCACCACUUUUUCAUUAUUUCUUCCUGGGACCAUGUAUACUAUUUACUAUUGACCGGAUGGUUUCAGUCAGGCGAAAGAAAGUUGAGAUUCCUGUUGUGGGGGCUGCACUUCUGCCAUCCAAUGUCACAUUUCUGGAGUUCAAGAAACCAAACAAUUUUGAAUAUAAGUCUGGACAGUGGGUGCGUGUGGCCUGCCCUGCUCUUAACACAAGUGAAUAUCAUCCAUUUACACUAUCCUCAGCACCUCAUCAGAAGAAUCUCACAGUGCACAUUCGAGCUGUUGGACCCUGGACAACAAAUAUUCGAAGUCUCUAUGAUCCAAGUCUACUACGGGAAAAACCACUUCCUAAGAUUCAUCUUGAUGGUCCAUAUGGUGAAGGGCAUCAAGACUGGUAUCAAUAUGAUGUAGCUGUAUUGGUUGGUGGAGGAAUUGGAGUCACUCCCUUUGCUUCAAUUCUUAAGGAUAUUGUAUUCAAAGCUAACAUUAAACAUCAAGCGGCCUGCAAAAGGGUCUAUUUUCUAUGGGUAACAAAGACUCAGAAGCACUUUGAGUGGCUGGUGGACAUAAUCCGAGAAAUGGAGAAUACAGACAAAGGAAAAGUUGUUUCCGUUCAUAUAUUCAUCACUCAAUUCUAUCAGAAGUUCGACCUCAGGACCAUUCUUUUGUACAUUUGUGAGCGCCAUUUUCAGCGAGUGUGUGAUCGAUCUCUUUUAACUGGGUUGAAAGCAGUCACUCAUUUUGGAAGACCUAACUUCACACAGUUUUUCAAGUCAGUUCAGAUACUGCAUCCAAAGGUACGCAAAGUAGGAGUCUUUAGUUGUGGACCACGUCCCAUGACCCAAAUAGUGGACAAAGCCUGUUUGGGACUGAACAAAAUAACAAUUGAUGGACCAACUUUUCAGCAUCACUUCAAGAACUUCUAAUAACAUCAUACAACAGUAGUAAGGAAUCUUCAAGAAGUGGCCUACACCAAACACUUUCUUCCAAAAUAUGUUUAUAAGAACAGUUCUGGUUUGUUUGCAACUGUUCCUUGCUUCUAUAAUGUCAAUUUGAAGUUGUUCUCUGUUUACCAUUCUAUAAUCUAAUCUGCAGCAUGGAUUCACAUUCAAAUUCCACUCUAUAUUUAAUACAAAGUGUCAGUAAAAAGGAACUGUUCUAUCAGAACUGCUAGAUGAACAUAAAUAUGCUAAUUGUGGUCUUAUGGCCUGUGACACCAGUAAGUCUUGUAGGUGAUUAUCCUACAAAAGCACAUGAUCUCAUAAUCCAGUCAGAGAAAAAUCUCACACGCACUGACCGGAUAAAAGAAAGAAAAAAUUCCAAGACUGUGUAUUCUAUACAUUCUGCUAGCACAGAGAGAACUAAAACACCUAAGUUAAAAAAUAAUUCUAAGUAAGAUACUGCAAAACAGGAAAAGUAAGAGUAAAGAUCAGUUACUCCUGUGACUAAGAAUGAUGAUGAUGAGGUAAAUUUUCACAUAUUCUUAAUCAUGACACAUCACUGAAUGGAAGAGAUGUAAAAUGGGUGCAAUUGAAAAAGUAUAAAUGUUUGUAAGUCAAUUUACUUGCAAUUUUGUAGGUUUUCUCAGUUUAACAUUCAAAUAUAGACAACUUAUAGUGAUUUUA
This is a messenger RNA of Zootermopsis nevadensis, 5849 nucleotides long. Its product is annotated as dual oxidase 1. Gene Ontology annotation, cellular component: NADPH oxidase complex; plasma membrane. Gene Ontology annotation, molecular function: peroxidase activity; superoxide-generating NAD(P)H oxidase activity; calcium ion binding. Gene Ontology annotation, biological process: response to oxidative stress; superoxide anion generation; defense response. The record is from RefSeq and is a predicted model, not a curated record. Lineage: Eukaryota; Metazoa; Arthropoda; Insecta; Blattodea; Termopsidae.